AUGAUUGCGAUUUCAAAAAAAGCCAUAAGCUUGGAGUGGAAACAACUUUUGCAGUCAUUACAAAUUCUGGAACUCGUAAAUUUAUUUUGCUUCAAGGCAAUUUCAAGAUCUGUGGAAGUGCAGGUUGCCUAUCAAAAUUGUAGAACCACAUUUUUAACUGUUGUACCACCAAUCCCAUUCUACCAUCAAACUGGUUUUUAUGGUAUAAAUUUCAUUUUUUUUCCUGACCAAAAAACAACUGAAGGGAAUCAAAUCCGAUUCAAACUAAAAUUCUUCACUUUUCUAGCAUUUUUUUACCAAAUUACUAUCAGUGCAAGUAAUUUGAGGUGCAAAGAACAUCCGUCUAGUAUGCAUGUAUACAGUCUUAGUGAUAAAGUGCUGCCACACUUUUCCAUUUACUCAAUUGUACAAAUGUUCACAUAUGCAAACAAUUUUGCUGGUUCUCAAAGUACUUCCACAACUACAUACUUGUAUGCACUCACAUUCAUUAUUGCAAAAUGCAUGCAAAUAUAUUUACACGAAUAUAAACACUUAUCUCACCGCUAA
Messenger RNA from Echinococcus granulosus, 546 nucleotides. RefSeq lists its product as hypothetical. The transcript has 4 exons. Bases 1 to 546 code for a protein of 181 amino acids. Lineage: Eukaryota; Metazoa; Platyhelminthes; Cestoda; Cyclophyllidea; Taeniidae. The record is from RefSeq and is a predicted model, not a curated record.